GGUCAGAGCGGUCUUGGGCGGGUUCUCUCUGGCCGUCCAGCCCUGAGCUUCCUUUCCCCGGUUCCCUCGCCUCCCCUCCGCUUUCCCGCCCUCCUCAUCCUGAGAUUUAAAAGAGAGCUGUUGAGUGUGACCACCCCAGCAUCCCUGAAUAUGUAUGCCUGUGCAAAAUUCGUCUCUGCUCCCACCCUUGUGAGGAACAGUUCCCGGCUGCUGUGCCGGCCCAUCGCUGCCUCCAUCCUGAACAGGACUGAGGUCCGGACAGAUGAGCCCCGCUGCAUUGUAGCUGCUCAGAAUGCACUUCUGCCUGUAUUGUGCCGGGAGUUCCAAACCAGUGCUGUAUCCAGGGACAUCGAUACUGCUGCCAAGUUCAUUGGCGCUGGCGCUGCCACUGUAGGUGUAGCUGGCUCCGGUGCUGGCAUCGGGACCGUGUUUGGCAGUCUCAUCAUUGGCUAUGCCAGAAACCCCUCCUUGAAGCAGCAGCUCUUCUCCUAUGCCAUCUUGGGUUUUGCGCUCUCAGAGGCCAUGGGGCUGUUCUGCUUGAUGGUGGCAUUCCUCAUUCUCUUUGCUAUGUGAAGGAGCCAGAUUAUGCCACCUGUUCGGUGCUCCCCUCUCUUCCUCCCGUAUUUAGUCCACUGUGUAUGCCAACCUCAUUAUGCUGUGACAGAUAGAGAACGGGCCACCUGUAAACCAAAUCCGUCCGGUUCGGCGGAGGCAAAUGAAUAAAUACUGUAUUGGUAUACAUUUUCUGUUCUA
Pogona vitticeps (central bearded dragon) is the source of this 753-nucleotide messenger RNA. It is a transcript of the gene ATP5MC2, whose product is annotated as ATP synthase membrane subunit c locus 2. Gene Ontology annotation, molecular function: proton transmembrane transporter activity. Gene Ontology annotation, biological process: proton motive force-driven ATP synthesis; proton transmembrane transport. The record is from RefSeq and is a predicted model, not a curated record. NCBI's taxonomy places the organism in Eukaryota, Metazoa, Chordata, Lepidosauria, Squamata, Agamidae.